ACACUCACAUAGAAGAAUUGAGAAGGAAGAAGAAGAAGAAAAGAUGGAAGGUCAGGUGGAGGAAGAGGAGUCUGUGAAGUCCAAGGUAGUGAAGGUGAAAUCACAGGAAUCAUGGGAUUCGUUGGUGAACCAGGCUAACUACCAGGGAUGCCCUGUGGUGAUACAUUUCACGGCGGCCUGGUGCAUGCCGUCGGUGGUGAUGAACCAACUAUUCGAAGAGCUGGCUUUGGUCCACCAGGAUAUCUUGUUUCUCUGCGUAGAUGUCGAUGAAGUUAAGGAGGUGGCAUCGAAGAUGGAGGUAAAGGCCAUGCCCACCUUUGUGCUGUUGAGGGAGGGAGCCCAAGUAGAUAAGCUUGUAGGGGCCAACCCUGAAGAGAUUAAGAAAAGGAUUGAUGGUUUUGCCCACUCAUUUCGUGCCUUAAAGCUUAGUUGAAAUCUACAAGAGUUUGAUGGUGUGGAUAUAGUUGUAUAUGUUUCUGAUCCUCAUGAUCUACAGGUGUGCUAAGAUGAUGUCAGUUUGAUGUGUGACUGUGGAUAUGCUUGUACAGUUUGUUUCUUUAUUUCUAGUGAAAAGGAAAAAAGUAUAUUGGUUGAUAUCUGGUCU
This is a messenger RNA of Telopea speciosissima, 604 nucleotides long. RefSeq names its product thioredoxin-like protein CXXS1. Lineage: Eukaryota; Viridiplantae; Streptophyta; Magnoliopsida; Proteales; Proteaceae. The record is from RefSeq and is a predicted model, not a curated record. Bases 44 to 433 code for a protein of 129 amino acids. The transcript is spliced from 3 exons.